This is a messenger RNA of Paramacrobiotus metropolitanus, 1104 nucleotides long. RefSeq lists its product as uncharacterized. Gene Ontology annotation, molecular function: DNA binding. The transcript is spliced from 2 exons. Lineage: Eukaryota; Metazoa; Tardigrada; Eutardigrada; Parachela; Macrobiotidae. Bases 1 to 1104 code for a protein of 367 amino acids. The record is from RefSeq and is a predicted model, not a curated record.
AUGGUUCCGGUGCUGAUACCACCACCCGUCGUCAUGCCCAAGCCAAUUAAACGCAGACGCUUCCGUCUCAGGCGCUUCCUCACCCCCUCCGCAUCGCCACCUCCCGUGGAGACCGUUCCGGUGCUGGGACCGCCCAGCGUCGUAAUGCCCACACAAAUCAAGCGGAAACGCGGCCGUCCCAAGCGCAUCCUCACCCCGUCCGCACCGCCACCCGUGGAAAUGGCUUCGGUGAUGCGAUCGCCCAGCGUCGUCAUGCCCGGGCCGAUUGAACUCAGACACGGCCGUCCCAAGCGCUUCCUUCCCAACACCCCGUCGGCAUCGCCACCUCCCGUGAAGAUGGCCCCGGUGCUGAGACCGCCAAGCGUCCGCUUCCCCAUCCCGCCCGCACAACCUCCCGUGGAAAUGGUUCCAGUGCUGGGAUCGCCCAGCGUCGUUACGUCCCCGCCCAUGAAGCGGAAAGCCGGCCGCCCCAAGCGCUUCCUUACCCCGUCCGCGUCGCCACCUCCCGUGGAGAUGGUUCCGGUGUUGAGACUGCCCAGCGUCGUUCUGCCCGCGCUGAAACAGCGGAAGCGCGGCCGUCCCAAGCGCGCUCUCAUCCCGUCCGCACCACCACCCGUGGAAAUGGUUUCACUACUGAGACCGCCCAGUGUCCCCGUGGAAACGGUUUCACUGCUGAGACCACCCGGCGUCGUAAUGCCCACGCAAAUCAAGCGGAAACGCGGCCGUCCCAAGCGUUUUCCCACCCCUUCCGCAUCGCCACCUCCCGUGGAAAUGGUUUCACUGCCGCGACCGCCCAGCGUCGUCAAAUCUGCGCCGAUCAAGCGGGAACGCGGUUGGCCUGAGCGCGCCCUCAUCCCGUCCGCUGCAGCACCUCCCGUGAAAAUAGCGCCGGUGUCGGUCAACCGUGCUGUCCAACGACGCUACACGAAUUAUGAAUGCGCGGCGUGUAAUUCCCUCACCCUCUGCAAACCGGCGCUGCUGCAGCACAUCACCAGUCAGGAGCACCGCGAAAAGGUCACCAGCACGAUGGUGAAACACGAGCCGCUUCCUCACCAAGGACGUGGGGAAGAUGACGCAGCAUCUGCAGCGGCACAGCUGCCAUGA